Molecule: messenger RNA, 1080 nt
Organism: Serendipita indica DSM 11827
Lineage: Eukaryota; Fungi; Basidiomycota; Agaricomycetes; Sebacinales; Serendipitaceae
Source: the annotation of a GenBank genome assembly
AUGUUCAGGGCAUCUGUCUCUCGCCGUGUUUUAAGCCCAGCGUGCUCUGGUCGGAUCACUUCCGACGUCGCAAUCGCCAGUACAUCACGCGCAGCAACUCUGGCACCACUCUCAGCGUCUCCAAACGCUCUACGGUCUCUUCAUUCAUCCAGCACCGUCCACGAAUCCCAGCGAAAGCGUGACUCGCGGCUAAAAAAGCAGUACCGUCAAAACCUUCGGUCAGAGCUCCAGCGCCAGGCCGAGGCCAACAAGCCACAUCCUGCAUUGGGUUAUUCUCCUGGGAAUGAGCACAUUUGGAAGAACAGCUUGCUCUAUUCAGUCCUCGUCAAGGAGAGCGACUUGGAUAACCUCCCCAUACCGACCGCCACGAUAGAAAUGGAGGACGAAGUCGUCGUUCCGACACAUACAGACUUUCUCUCUGGUAUCCAAUCGGAUACCCCCGAGCCACAAAAGACGGGAAGGGUCCUUCCAAAGCUAGACUCACAGAAACGACCCAUUGUGGGCGAUUUCGAACUCCCACAGCUCAUGAACUUUGGGAUUGGAGAGACGGAGCGGAAAUUCCUCUUCGAUGAGCUCCCAAAGGUGCGUGUCGAAGGCAAACUCUUUGCCCAAUCGUCAAGCCCCGGAAGCUUCUUGCCAAGUCGAAAUUCGAUGAAUGCAGAGCAAAUUAUGCAAGAAGAGAAGAGCAUGCAGUACUGGCUCGGUCGUAUACUCGACCUCAAGAACGCCAACGCCCAGGGCCGUGCGUACGAAAACCGACAGCGAAUCGUCGCUGCCUUUUCGUACUCUGGCGCCAUGACCGACACGGGUUGUGCAGAGGUACAAGCUGCCAUCCUCACCGAACGUAUUCACAAUCUCUGGAACCACAUCGCCGUGAGCAGGCGGGAUAUCCACAACCGGAAAAACCUCAUGGAGCUCAUCCAAGCACGCGCAAAGAUUCUUCGCUAUCUUCGACGUACACAGCGUGCUCGCUACGAAGAUCUCUUGCCCAAGAUUGGCGUCGAACGAGGUGCCGUCGAGGGCGAGAUUAUUCUCACCUUGCAAAUGUUCCGUGACGCCUUUAUUCCGCUCACGCAGUAG